AUGGUUGAACAGGCAAAGGGCUUGUUCGCAGAAUGCGUCUUUGCCUUCGUGCCGAGCGCUCACUUAGCUCCUAAAGAAAUCAGCGAGUACGCUGGGAUCGUGGAGGGCCGCGGCGGAACCGUUCUCGACCCCAGACGCGAUGGCUCCCUCAGACUCGAAACGGUUUCUCACAUCAUCUCCAACACAAUCGACUUUGCCCAGUUCACCGAAACCCAGGCCUUCAUGAUCCCAGUCGUCAAUACCGACUGGAUCAAGGCAUCAGUCAGGAAAAACAAGCAGGCACAGGUCCGGCCAUUUUCCCCCGAUCCGCGCAUGUUCUUUUCCAAGGUCAUGCUUACAACUGCUGGCCUGCCCGAAAUCGACAAGGAGACCAUUAUUGGCGCCACGUUGGCCAUGGGCGGCAUGGAAAGCGCCGAAGUCACACGACAGACCACUCAUAUCUGCGCUCUGUCUAUAGAAGAUCCCAAGUGUGUCAUCGCCAAGGAAAAAGACCUCAAAUGCAAGGUCAUUCUACCCCACUGGUUCGAAGAUUGCUUCAAGCUUGGCAAACGAAUCCCCGAAGAUCCUUAUAUGCUCCCCGAUCCCGAAAUCCUUCGCCGCCCCGAGAAUCAGGGCGAGGUGCAAAUUCCUACAUACCACCAACUCGAGGGAGCGACCUCUACCAGUCCCAACUACGUCAGUGAUGCCCCUCGCAAAUCGGCCACAAUAUUUCGGGACAAGAAAGUCAUGCUUUCAUGGGACCUCAGCGUCACCCCACGGUCGCUGGAAGUUGUCAAGCAACUUGUUGUUAACGGCGGUGGCAAAGUGGUCGACCAUGUUGACGAUUGCGACUACUUCAUUUGCCAGUAUCGUGACGGCGAACAGUACAUCAAGGCUGCGCAGUCAGGAAAGGAUAUCGGCAAUCUCUCGUGGCUUUACCACCUCAUUACGCACAAUGAGUGGACGUCCCCGCUUCGCCGCCUACUCCACUACCCAGUUCCCAGAAACGGCAUUCCUGGAUUCCAAGAUCUCAAGAUCUGUCUCUCCAACUACGGUGGCGAUGCUCGCAUAUAUCUUGAAAACCUGAUCAAGACGACCGGCGCUACCUACACCAAGACGAUGAAGGCCGAGAAUACGCACCUCAUCACAGCAAGGAGCAGCAGCGAGAAGUACGAAGCGGCCAAGGACUGGAAUAUCGAGACGGUCAACCACCUGUGGAUUGAAGAGAGCUACGCCAAGUGUGAGAUGCAGAGAGUCACCGUCCCCAAGUAUUCCCACUUUCCUGUUCGCACGAAUCUGGGUGAGAUAAUUGGUCAGACCUUCUUCGAUGAGUACUGCUUGCGAGAAACAUACUACCCCGGUGGUGAGGAGGGGUUGUCGCCCCAAGCGGCAAGAAAGCGCAAGAUUCUCGAGGCUGCGCAGGAGAACUCAUACUUGCAUGGGCCUGCUGAGGGCGUUGUGAUUGGCAGGCAAGAGGAUAAAAGUCAAGAGGCCAUCGACGACAGUUUCAUGACCCCUGUACGCCCCAGAAAAGGCAGCCGCGGAAAGGAGAACGAGACGCCCUCGGAAAUGUCGACCGGAAGCCGAAGCGCCAAGAGCAAGGCUCUCACCAACCUACAACGCAUCGCUCCCGAUAUUGCAUUGUACGAAAAGGAGAAGAAACGUAGCAAGGAUAAGCAGGGUCCAUGGGGUGGUAAACGUGCUGCCGAUCAAAUUGACAGGGAAAGAGGACGCACAACGAGUCCACCACAGGCCAUGGAAGUGGACGAGGAGGAUGGAGAUCAAAGGCCAUCCAAGAAACGAAGAUCGUUACGUCCAGAGGUCGAGAUGAGAAUUGUGCUGACGGGCUUCACGAGAUGGGUCAAUGCGAAGUCCAAGGAGGAUGCGGAGAGGCGAAAACUUCGCGACAUGGGAAUCCUCAUAGUACAAGACGACAAGCCAUGCGACUAUCUCGUCGCCCCCCAUAUGGUACGGACAGUCAAGUUCCUCAAAACUUUGGCCAAGGGGCCUACCGUCCUUUCAUCCAACUUCAUUGACGAGGCACUCGAAAGGGGUGAGGCCCCCGACCCAGACGACUUUCUCCUUAACGACGAGGAAAGCGAAACCAAGUUUGGCGUCAAGCUCGAGACGGCCGUUUCGCGUGCGAGAGCGAAUCUCGGCAAGCUGUUGUGGACUGUACCCGUGUACUGUACGGCCAACAUCUUGAACGGACCCGACAGCUACAAAGCCAUUGCCGAGGCCAACGGAGCAAUGUUCAAGCUGUACCGCGCGCGCAGCGGCACGACCAUCAAGCCAACGACGGAAGAGGAGGACGGAGGCGCGCCACCAGAGCCCGUCUAUCUCCUCAGCUCCAACAGCGCCGACGAGCGGUCCCUCUGGCCCAAGUUUGAGGAAAUGGCGCGCAAGGGCCACAUGGAGCCUCGCAUCGUCGCAGCCGACUGGCUAUUGGAUGUUGCUAUGAAGCAGCAAGUAUCCUUUGAUGAGAAGUACCUCGCCCGGAUCUUCUUUCGCACCGGCCUAUGA
Messenger RNA from Colletotrichum orchidophilum, 2502 nucleotides. Its product is annotated as BRCA1 C Terminus domain-containing protein. NCBI's taxonomy places the organism in Eukaryota, Fungi, Ascomycota, Sordariomycetes, Glomerellales, Glomerellaceae. The transcript is spliced from 3 exons. The record is from RefSeq and is a predicted model, not a curated record. Bases 1 to 2502 code for a protein of 833 amino acids. Gene Ontology annotation, biological process: double-strand break repair; DNA double-strand break attachment to nuclear envelope. Gene Ontology annotation, cellular component: Cul8-RING ubiquitin ligase complex; nucleus.